Molecule: messenger RNA, 814 nt
Organism: Dissoconium aciculare CBS 342.82
Lineage: Eukaryota; Fungi; Ascomycota; Dothideomycetes; Mycosphaerellales; Dissoconiaceae
Source: the annotation of a RefSeq genome assembly
CUGACAUUCACGCCCCGUCACACACUGUCACAGUCACACAGCCGAACUCCUCCUUUCGACGCCGUUUUUUUCUUGCUGUGACCGAAACUCUCGCGUACGCUUCACGACCCUCCACUGCGGCGGCGGGCGUUUCAUGUACUUCCAAGGUUCCGACCUUGCACAGCACACACUCUGCUGCACGACGCACAGCUCACACGCGCGCUCUCACUCUCGCUCACCUGCACCAUUCAAGUUUCGCCUGCCUCUCACCUGCAGCAGCCUCUUUUAUUUUCAUUGUUGCCCCCCUCCCCACCUUGGCCGGCCUCUCUGCUGUGUGUACCUGUAAGAUUCCACACCACGACUGUACUGCACUGGACUGUACUGUACUGUUCCAACAACCACCAACAACAACAACCCCAAAUCCUCCCGAGGUCUUCAUCAUCAUCAUCAUCAUCAUCAUCGCCAACAUCCUUCUCAUCCUCCUCCAUUUCCUCCCUCCUCUGCCAGUCUGUUCUCUGCGUGCGUUGUUGGUCUCUUGCUGAGGAGAUCGUCGCCCGGGCCGUCAGAUCACCGACUUCGCCGUACUCGCCCGCAACAGUACUACUAUUACAGUAUACACCACCCAUCCUGCCUACUCCGAAACUCUCGGCUCGGUUUCAUCACUCGCCAUUGCGGCCCAUAAUUGGAAACCCACGACUUCGCCUCACGCCUCCUGGCCACUGCCAAUUCACGCGUGACGACAUUACAAUCCUCUGCUCGAUUGACGCUGUCCACAACAUUUAAUCCUAUCCUCCGUCGUUACCGCCCGUCGCUCUCGCCUGAUCAGCCUCAACAU